Penaeus monodon (black tiger shrimp) is the source of this 629-nucleotide messenger RNA. RefSeq names its product glycosyltransferase 1 domain-containing protein 1-like. The record is from RefSeq and is a predicted model, not a curated record. Lineage: Eukaryota; Metazoa; Arthropoda; Malacostraca; Decapoda; Penaeidae.
CGAGACGUUGCGGAGAACGCAUUACGUCUCUAUCACUCCGCCUGUGAUAUCACGUGUGCUUCGUAUCGACUGUUACUGACACGUUUGCCGCCAGGAAGAUACUGUAUCAACUCGAGAGGAGCGCAAUACAGCGUGGAUAUAAAUAAGCGUGCAUUUGACGUAUGGCGUCGUGACCUUAGCUGCUCAUACAUAAACAUACACAUAAACACCGCACUUAAUAAGCAGUGGCAAGCAGUAUUUCCAAGUCAGAUAUAUAAAUGUUGUACAGUAUGUAUGGCAACUGAAGUACCAAUGCCAGGAGUGGACAUCGCAGUGGAAGGAGCCUGCAAAACGAGACUGAAAGAGCAACGAGGAAGGCAAGGGGAAGAGGCAGGAUGGAGGCCCACACUGAGAGCCCCCAGAAACCAUUGUUGGUGUUAAUGGUGGGCAAAAGUAGAGUGAGAGAGACGGGUAAUGCCACGACUCUAGAGAGAUUGAGGUCGCACGUGGAGGCGAGCGGUUGGAGCUGCGACCUGCGCGACCCGGAGGACCUGCCCGACGGCGCAGCGGUAACUGCCGCGGUGGCCAGCUGUGACGUCGUGCUCGGCUUGCACCUCUACCGCAGUGGCCCAGUGCUUGCUGCCUGUAGG